Manis pentadactyla (Chinese pangolin) is the source of this 5123-nucleotide messenger RNA. RefSeq names its product cadherin related family member 3 (gene CDHR3). The coding region runs from base 82 to 2751 and encodes 889 amino acids. The transcript is spliced from 19 exons. Gene Ontology annotation, molecular function: cadherin binding; calcium ion binding. The record is from RefSeq and is a predicted model, not a curated record. Gene Ontology annotation, biological process: adherens junction organization; cell-cell junction assembly; multicellular organism development. Lineage: Eukaryota; Metazoa; Chordata; Mammalia; Pholidota; Manidae. Gene Ontology annotation, cellular component: adherens junction; catenin complex; axon terminus.
UAGCAACAAAACUAGGAGGGGAAGGUGAAUGGCAUCUGGAAUGAACUUCGACUGUAAAGUGGGAUUCAGCUCCUGGAAAAUAUGCUAGAGGCAUGCACAAAGCUCAUGCAGGAAGUCGUCCUCCUGGUUCUCCUGGGGGCCAUGUCAGGGGGAGAGGCGCUACACCUCAUCCAUGUACCUGCUACAAGCAAUGUGGCAGAGAAUUCUCCACCUGAGACUUCAGUGCACAAGUUUUCUGUGAAAUUGUCAGCAUCGCUGUCACCUGUGAUGGCAGGAUUUCCCCUCAUCAUCAACUCAAGUCCCCUCACAGAAGCCUUCAGGGUGAACUGGCUGUCAGGCACCGACUUUGAGGUUGUCACCACUGGGAAGGAACAACUGGAUUUUGAAACAGGACCAAACAUAUUUGAAUUGCAGAUUUACGUUAAGGAUGACGUUGGCAUCACUGACCUACAGGUCCUGACUGUCCAGGUAACAGAUGUGAAUGAGCCACCUCAGUUUCACGGCAACUUGGCAAAAGGUCUACACCUCUACGUAGUGGAAGGAGCAAAUCCUGGCUUCAUUUACCAGGCUGAGGCCUUCGACCCAGAAGACACAAGCCGAAACAUACCCCUCAGCUAUUUCCUGACUAAUCCCUCAAAGAACUUUAGAAUGUCUGCUAAUGGGACCCUCUUCUCUACCACAGAAUUUGACUUUGAAGCAGGACACAGCAGUUAUCAUCUCAUUGCCGAAGUGAGAGACAGCAAAGGGCUCAAAGCCUCCACAGAGCUCCAGGUGCACAUUGUGAACAUCAAUGAUGAAACCCCUCGCUUCACCAGCCCAACUCGAGCGUACAAGAUUCCUGAGGAGCUGAGGCCAGGAACCAUCGUGGCCAAUAUCACAGCUGAGGACCCUGAUGAUAGAGGUUUUACCAGCUUCCUCCUCUACAGCAUCACUACUGUCAACAGCUAUUUCAUGAUCAAUCAGUUGACUGGUACCAUCCAAGUGGCACACAGGCUGGACCGAGAUGCAGGUGAAUUAAGACAAAACCCCACCGUUUCUCUGGAAGUCCUGGUGAAGGAUAGACCCUUUGGGGGUCAGGAGACUCGCGUGCAGAUAACCUUCAUUGUGGAAGACAUUAAUGACAAUCCUGCCACCUGCUCCACGUUCACCUUCAGCAUUAUGGUGCCUGAAAGAGCAGCCAAGGGGACGUUGCUUUUGGACCUGAACAAGUUCUGCUUUGAUGAUGACAGCAAAGCACCAAACAACCAAUUCAACUUCACGGCGCCAUCUGGAGUGGGCAGCAGCAGGUUUGCACAGGCUGCAGCUGGCUCCGGGAAAAUUGUGUUGACUGGUGAUCUAGAUUAUGAAAACCCAAGUAAUCUAGCAGUCGGCAAUAUAUACACGGUGAUAGUCCAGGUGCAGGAUGUUGUGCCUCCUUACUACAAAAAUAACAUCUACAUUUAUUUCAUAACAAGCCCAGAAAACGAGUUUCCUCUUGCCUUUGAAAGGUCAUCCUACGUAUUUAACGUGUCAGAAUUAAGCCCAGCAAGAACCCGGGUUGGACAGGUGCAAGCGGCUGACAAAGACUUGCCCCAAAGCAGCACCGUGUACUCCAUCACCGCUGGAGGGGCCGGCCUCCAGCACCCAAAUAUAUUUUGGAUUAAUCCCAGAACGGGAGAACUCCAGCUGGUGAUGAAAGCAGACUAUGAAACAACCCCCGUCUAUAUUCUCAGAAUCCAGGCCACCAACAGCGAGGACACGAGCUCAGUCACUGUUACUGUGAAUGUCCUCGAAGAAAAUGAUGAAGAGCCAGUUUGUAUCCCAAACUCCUAUUUCCUGGCCAUCCCAGUGGACCUGAGAGUUGGCACAAAUAUUCAAAAUUUCAAGCUCACGUGCACUGACCUCGAUUCCAGCCCCAAAUCUUUUCGUUACUCCAUUGGUCCAGGCAACAUCAACAGUCAUUUCACCUUCUCUCCCAACGCUGGAUCCAACGUCACAAGCCUGCUCCUUGCAACACGCUUUGACUAUGUUAGUGGGCUUGAUAAGCUCUGGGACUACAAAUUACUUGUCUACAUAACAGAUGACAACUUGCUCUCUGGCAGGAAGAAAGCUGAGGCUCGCAUUGAAACAGGAACAGUGACACUGAGUAUUAGUGUCAUUCCUCAUCCAACCACAACUGUCACCACAACCCCCAAGCCCAGGAUUAUCUACCAGGUCCUGAGGGAAAACGUUUACUCUCCAUCGGCAUGGUAUGUGCCUUUUGUCACCACUCUGGGCUCCAUAUUGCUUCUGGGCCUCCUGGCAUCCCUGCUCAUCCUGUUGGCCAAAGCCAUCCACAAACACUGUCUCUACAACACUGGGAAGCACAGAAAAGCUGUGGUGAAGAAACAAGAAAUGAAGGAUACAAAGAGAGAGGUGGUGGUGGAAACAAUCCAGAUGAACACUGUCUUUGAUGGAGAAGCCACAGACCCAGUUACCGGGGCAGUAUAUGAAUUCAACUCAAAAAGUGGAGCCCGAAAGUGGAAAGAUCCAUUAACCCAAAUGCUGAAAGAGUCCAGACUGGAGGGAGCUGCUCAGAGUAGAGCAGCCUCUGGGGAAAGAGCCAGGCCACCCAGGAGCUCCGACAAGGUAGGAGACAGGCCCAAGGGCAAAGCGCAGGCUGAGGAUACAGGCUGGGGGGCCAGAAACCAGGAUGGCAAAUCAGCCACCCCCAAGAACAGAGACGCAGCCCUCUUGAGCAGGGCGUCCCCCAAACUGCACCCAGGAAAGUAAGUGGCGUCUGGUUGCCGGUGCACAGGGGGCACAGGGGAGUCCCCUUGACUGAAUGUGGGUUGCUGCCUCCCCUAAAUGCUGUGAAGACAGGGGUGGGGGACCCCUGGGGUUGGAGAUGUGAGCCGAGGAAUUCACCUAGGGUCCCAAUGGUUGUUUAAAAUUAACAGGAAGGGGUCUGAUUGCCUAAUUGCUAUUUUUCUGAGAUGGCACAGCAGAGCUCUCUCUAAGGUCUCUGUGCCUCUGAUUGGUCGAACUGUCAGCUUCUGGAUUCGGAACUGUUUUGUUUUCUUUGCACUGACUGCUAGGAAGCUCCAUUUGGGGCAUCCCUAGGAGGUGCACAGGGCUUCCUGACAGGAGUCCUGAAGACGGUCCCCCCCACCUGGUCUCAUCUUAUUUCCCAGCUCGUGUUUUAGUAUCACCUCGAUUUCUUCACAGACACAGCUCAAGACCAUACACCUUUGUGAGUCACCUCCAAUCUUUUCCCAAUGAAGCAGAGCUGGGAAAAAUUUUAAAAGAUGAGCAAAUAACGAGUUGUUCAUUGGGAAGAAGAAAACUCAAUAGACACAUUCUUUUUAUUCUUUAUUUUAAUUGAGGAUUAACAUAUCCAAUACAAUGCCCAGAUCUAAGGUAUUCAGCUUGACAUUAGGCUCCCUCCAGAGGCAACCAGAGGCUGAUUUUUGUCAUAGACUAGUUUUGCCUUUUUGGAAUGCCAAAUGAAAUCACAUGCAAUGUGUUCCUUUGUGUCUGGCUUUUGCUCAGCAUUGUGUCUGUGAGAUUCACCAUGUUAUACUGUAGGUAAGUUCUCUUCAUUGUUGUGUCUUCCUCCACUGUGGGAAUAUAUCAUAAUUUAUCCAUUCUACACUUGGGUGGCUGCUGCAAGUUUCUUACUCAUGAAUUCCAACUCUAUGAACUUUCCAACUCUAUGUCUUUUGGUGAGCAUGAACACUCAUUUCUUCUGAGCUUAUUCCUAGGAGUGGAUCUGUAAGAGUCAUUGCUGGAAUCUGUCAGGUAUUCCAGUUAGUGGCUCCAGUUUAUCAUUCCACCAACAAUGACUGAGUUGCAAUUGCUUUAAUUCCUUGUCAACUCUUGGUAUUGUCUGUCCUUUUCAAUUUAACCACCCUGGUUACAAUUUCUCUUGAAAUGAAAUCACUCUUUCUCAAAGCUAAAACAACACCAGCCUUACAACCUCCCUGCCCUGCUCCUGCUCUGGCCUCCUGUCACUGGAGGCAAGCUCAGGACUCAGCGUGGAGGAGACCAAUGGGAAACACUAUCCAACCAUACAACUGGGACUUUCACCUGUGGGUUUAAGCAUUGAACUGAAAAUAAACUGCCCCAUGAUAGAAUAUGAAGUGAAACUUCCCAGAAUGUGCCUAGUGGAAGCUAAGCAAGCCUCGCUUUAUACUCUGUCCUGCCCCGCAGCUGCUGUGUUUCUAGUCCAAUAAUCACAAGAAAGGACCAGGUGAGAGUCUAUCAGAGCAGCAACCUCCCUCUCCCCCGGUUGGGGAGACAGAUGAGAACUCCCAAGGCCCACAAUGGCCUGGGGCAGGGGGUGGGGGCACCAGGCAGGGUCCAUCCUGCAAAUGCAGAACUCCAGAGGGAGCAGCUGCUUGUUUAUUGCGUGCUUGUGUGCCAGGGUGACUUCUCAGGAAAAAUAAAUGCCCUGUCCUGGCCUAGAGCAGGCAUGAUUUAUUAGUAAGGGUUGGUUGCCAGGGAAGUCCCUUGAAUAGGUUUAAAUUUUGCAGAAGAAAGCAGAGUUGUUCAUUUGUGGAGGUUAAAGUGGGUGAAGUGGCUGAUUACCCAUUUAAGACUCCACAAGUCUGUGGAGGUCUGAGUAAAAUGCCUUCCACAGAAGCUCUCAGCCUCAAUGCAAGUAAAAUGAGGCUCAGAGAAGGCUGAAGGGGGAUCUAAUAACUGUUUAUGAGCCCAUUAAGGAUGAUUAAAAGGAGGGCAGCAAGCAGCUGUACCCUUCUACAGCCAUGACAGGGCAAGAGGGAAUUGUGCAUCUUGGCCAGAAGAAGAGAUUCAAGUUAGGCACAAGGAGGGACUUCCUGAGGGCUGGGGUCUGUCUGAAGACCUCAGUUUCUUCGCUCGUGAUGGGCAGGAAGAGCAGAUUGUCUUCUAAGCCCCAAGAUGUGAGCUCUGAGGAACCCAUGACAUGGGGUCAGGAGUGGCUGGAGCCUUCUGACAAGAGAAACUCGGCCUUUCUUUUGCAUAUUUGACUAUUUGAUUAGAUUUGAUCAGAAACAUGAGGUCCAAGGCUGAGGCCAUUUGUUUCUAACAUUCACUGGGUUAGGGGGAAAAAUAAAAAGUUAUCUAAAUAAAUGAAACCAGGGACCAUUGUGGAUCUUUUUAAAGUUUUCUCACAUUUUUUU